Hippopotamus amphibius kiboko is the source of this 7308-nucleotide messenger RNA. RefSeq names its product zinc finger protein 665-like. Bases 250 to 2529 code for a protein of 759 amino acids. The transcript is spliced from 6 exons. The record is from RefSeq and is a predicted model, not a curated record. Lineage: Eukaryota; Metazoa; Chordata; Mammalia; Artiodactyla; Hippopotamidae. Gene Ontology annotation, biological process: regulation of immune system process; negative regulation of transcription by RNA polymerase II; regulation of cytokine production. Gene Ontology annotation, molecular function: DNA-binding transcription repressor activity, RNA polymerase II-specific; RNA polymerase II cis-regulatory region sequence-specific DNA binding.
UGGAAGUGCACGGAGCGUGGUGAAGGUCGUCUUUGUGAAGGCGUAUUUUCUUUCCUGUGUGACUUGUGUUGCGUAGUCCCAGUACUCCAACCUCAGGGUUUUGGAGUCACUACGGACCUUAAGUCUCAGCACCCGGCCUUCACCUCAAGUAAAUCCAGACGACGCCGUUACAGGUCGGAUUGAAUUCUAAAGACUCAGUCUGAGGAAGAAGCCUGGAAGAGGAGGAAGAGGGAAGAAAAGGAAUCAGAAAUGGCUCUUUCUCAGGGACCAUUGACAUUCACAGAUGUGGCCAUCGAAUUCUCUCAGGAGGAGUGGGAAUGCCUGGACCCUGCUCAGAGGGCCUUGUACAGGGACGUGAUGUUGGAGACCUGCGGGAACCUGAUCGCUAUUUUACUGUCAUGGUUGGGAAGCUUCAUAACUCUGUAUAUCUCUCAUGUACAUGUGAUCAAGAAAUUAAAACUAAAUGCAAACAUUGAUAGCGGAGAAGUAUUCCAGACCAUGAUGUUGGGAAGACGUGAAAGGAAUGAAAUCAAACAGUUUUACCUCAGGGGAAUCCAGCACAAAAACAACUUUGAGUCUCAGCCAAGAGAUAAGGAAAGAAAUUACAAAGGAAAGCCUAUAACCCAUAACGAAAAUCUCACUGAUAAGAGAGAUCAGCAUGGUGGAAGUAUUGCAGGAAUCAAGCCUAUUGGAAACAGGCUUGCGUUAAGCUUUCGGGAUGAACUGCGUAUUAUUAAAAUUGAAGAGGAAACUAAUGAAUGUAAUCAAGCUGACAAGAGUUUCAGCAGUAGUGCCUCAUUCUCACCCCUUCAAAGAAUUUCUCCUAGUAUCCAAACCAGCAUUUCUAAUUCACAUGGGAAUGAUUUUAUGUAUCCUUCAGUACUGACACAAGACCAGCAAGAGCACAGGGAAAUACCUUACAAAUGUAAUCAGUGUGGCAGAACAUUUCAUCGGGUCUUAAACCUCACUCAACAUCAGAUGAUCCAUAUAGGAGAGAAAAUAUAUAAUUGUGAUGUAUGUUGCAAAGUCUUUAGUCAAAAUUCAGACCUUGCAAUUCACCAAAGAAAUCAUACUGGAGUGAAACCUUACAAAUAUAACGAGUGUGGCAAAACCCUUAAUCAUGGCUCACAUUUCACUGGACAUCAGAUAGUCUGUACAGAAGAGAACUUAUAUAGAUGUAAUGUAUGUGAAAAAGUGUUUAGUCAAAGUGCAUACCUUGCAGUUCAUCAAAGAGUUCAUACUGGAGAUAAAUCUUACAAAUGUAGUGAAUGUGGUAAGGUCUUUAGUCAAAAUUCAUCCCUUGCAAAACAUUGGAGAAUUCACACUGGAGAGAAACCUUACAAAUGUAUUGAGUGUGGCAAGGCCUUUAGUCAAAAAGGAAACCUUGCAAAUCAUUGGAGAAUUCAUACUGGAGAGAAACCUUACAAAUGUAAUGAGUGUGGCAAGGCCUUUAGUCAAAAAGGACAGCUUGCAAAUCAUCAGAGAAUUCAUACUGGAGAGAAACCUUACAAAUGUCAUGAGUGUGGCAAGGUCUUCAGUGAGAGGUCAACCCUUUUCUGUCAUCAGAGAAUUCAUACUGGAGAGAAACCUUACAAAUGUAAUGAGUGUGGCAAGACCUUUUAUUUUGGCUCACACCUCAUACAGCAUCAAAUCAUCCAUUCAGGAGAUAAACCAUAUCAAUGUGAUGUAUGUGGGAAAGUCUUUGGUCAAAAUUCAUACCUUGCGGUUCAUCGGAGAAUUCAUACUGGAGAGAAACCUUACCAAUGUAAAGACUGUGGCAAGAUCUUUAAUCACAGCUCAAACCUCAGGAGACAUCAAAUAAUCCAUACAGGACAGAAAUUAUGUAAAUGUGAUAUAUGUGGCAGAGGCUUUAGUUAUAAUUCAGACCUUGCAAUUCACCGGAGAGUUCAUACUGGAGAGAAACCUUAUAAAUGUAAUGAGUGUGGCAAGGUCUUCAAUCGGAAUUCAAGUCUUGUAAUUCAUCAGAGAAUCCAUACUGGAGAGAAACCUUACAGAUAUAACGAGUGUGGCAAAACCCUUAGUCAUGGCUCACACCUCACUGGACAUCAGAUAGUCCAUACAGAAGAGAACUUACAUAAUGUAUGUGAAAAAGUGUUUACUCAAGUUUCAUACCUUGCACUUCAUCAGAGACUUCCUACUGGAGAUAAACCUUACAAAUGUAGUGAAUGUGGUAAGGUCUUUACUCGUAAUUCCAAGCUUGCAGCACAUUGGAGAGUUCAUACUGGAGAGAAACCUUACAAAUGUAAUGAGUGUGGCAAAGUCUUUAGUGAGAGUUCAACUCUUGUCCGUCAUCAGAGAAUUCAUACUGGAGAGAAACCUUACAAAUGUAAUGAGUGUGGCAAGGUCUUUAGUGAGAGAUCAACCCUUGUCUAUCAUCAGAGAAUUCAUACUGGAGAGAAACCUUACAGAUGUAAUGAGUGUGGCAGCUGCUUUAGUCGAAAGGCAUACCUUGCAAAGCAUCAGAGUGUUCAUAGGAAAGAGAACCCAUGCAAAAGUAAAGACUACUGAAAAGCCCUUACUCAGAUCUCAACCCUCACUACACAUCAGGCCUUUCAUGAUGGUCUCUGGGAAGAAAUCAACAAGAUGAAGAUGCCACCUUCAUCUUAUGAAGGUGUGUUUCCUUCGCAUCAUGUUCCUUGGAAAAGCAAGAACCCUGAAUUACCAGAUUGAACUGGGAAGGGCAGAGAAUAACGUAAAACUGAAAUAAUGUAAAACAAUGACAUGAUUCAUACUCAUUAUGUUCAGGUAGCUCGUCUGUAGAUCAGCCACAGUGGGUUAUAGGACAAUGCUCUACCAACUGACAUCGAACAGAGCAGGAAGAACCAUAAGGAACUGGUCUUUUCUUGAGAGUGACAGGUCACUAGGGACUGAAUAUGUGGUAGGAACAGUACACAAGAAAAGUGGGUCAUUUUCUCCAUUGCAUGGCAACAGGUGUUUUGUUUUUUUUUUUAAUUUUAUUUAUUAUUUUUGGGGGGGUACACCAAGUUCAAUCAACUGUUUUUAUACACAUAUCCCUGUAUUCCCUCCCUUCCUUGACUCCCCCCCCCCCCAGUCCCCUCCACCCUCCCCGCACCAGUCCUCUAAGGCAUCUUCCAUCCUCAAGUUGAACUCCCUUUGUUAUACAACUUCCCACUGGCUAUCUAUUUUACAGUUGGUAGUAUAUAUAUGUCUGUGCUAUUCUCUCGCUUCGUCUCAGCUUUCCCUUCACCCCCCGCCCCCUCCCAAACCUUGAGUUCUCCAGUCCAUUCUCUGUAUCUGUGUCCUUGUUUUUGUCACUGAAUUCAUCAGCACCAUUUUUAGAUUCUGUAUAUGAGUUAGCAUACAAUAUUUGUCUUUCUCUUUCUGACUUACUUCACUCUGUAUGACAGACUGUAGUUCUAUCCACCUCAUGACAUAUAGCUCCAUCUCAUCCCUUUUUAUAGCUGAGUAAUAUUCCAUUGUAUAUAUAUGCCACAUCUUCUUUAUCCAUUCAUAUGUUGAUGGGCAUUUAGGUUGCUUCCAUGUCCUGGCUAUUGUAAAUAGUGCUGCAAUAAACAUUAUGGUACACGUUUCUUUUGGGAUUAUGGUUUUCUUUGGGUAUAUGCCCAGAAGUGGGAUUACUGGAUCAUAUGGUAGUUCUAUUUGUAGUUUUUUAAGGAACCUCCAAAUUGUUUUCCAUAGUGGCUGUACCAACUUACAUUCCCACCAACAGUGCAGGAGAGUUCCCUUUUCUCCACACCCUCUCCAACAUUUGUUGUUUCCAGAUUUUGUGAUGAUGGCCAUUCUGAUUGGUGUGAGGUGAUACCUCAUUGUGGCUUUGGGCAACAGGUGUUUUAUGCAUGUAUGUUUAACGACAAAUUAGUCUUAUUUGGGAGAAUUGAAUGGAGAGUAGUUUACAUGCGACGAAGAUUUAAUUAUGGGUUGAGGCUUGUUAGAGGAGAAGCUUAGGGUUUGAACUUUCAGUUUCUAUCAAAGGAGGGCCUUUUAAUCAUCUUGUCCAGAUAGGCUUGUGGAGAUCUCAUCCACACGGAUGAACCUGAAUGUGAGUGGCAGGGCGGAAUUAAGAAAAUUCACACAAGAAUUUAGGAGAGCAUGGGGUCGGGACUCAAGACCAAGCAAGUCAAGAGUCCCGAGCUCUGAUUCCCAUAGCAUAUUUAUUGAGAAAGAUCAUAAGCAUUCUAGGAGAGACUGGAUUAUAAAUCAUGAUAAUGGACAUCACAAGGCAUAUGCUUCAAUUAGAGAUAAAAGCAGAACACCUUGUUUUUUAUGACUACUAGAGGAGAUAGUUAAUCUUUAACUCAGAGCUGGAGGCUGGAGCCAUUGGCCUGUAUGACUGCUUUAUCUCAAUCAGUUUUCCUUGAGACUAGUUCUGCUUUCAGAACUGCUUGCAGCUAGGUAGCAGGUCAUGCCCUCUCAGGAUUGUUACUCCAAGUCAGUGUCCUCUCUGGUUCUCUACAUAGGCUGAAUAGGAAAAGGAUUUCCUGAGGAUUAAAAGGUGUCAAUAGUCAAAUAUCGAAAAAUAGCGUCAGACUGUUUAAUAAAACACUGAAUGCUUACUCUUGAAAUUCCUGAUUUCUUGCUUUGGAAAACCACUCCCUUCCUUCCUUCUCUUCCUUCCUUCCUGCCUUCCUUCCUGCCUCCCUCCCUCCCUCCCUCCCUCCCUUCCUUCCUUCCUCCCUCCCUCCCUUGUCUUAGUUUUGGCAGCCAGGCUCAAUUGUGGCACAAGAACUCUAGUUUCAGCAUGCACAUGGGAUCUAAUUACCUGAACAGGGAUGGAACUCAUGCUACCAGGGAAGUCCCCCGUUUUCUUUUAAAUACAUUUUUUUCUUCAGCAUUAUUUUUUUCCCUCCAGACAUAUUCCAUUUUUACACCAAGGGAUGUAUAAAUCUGUGAGUGUUUUCAGACUCUUGUGACAUGAAUAUGAACAACUCAGUGACUUUUAAAAAGUAGGUGCACUAUGAACAUGAUAAAAGAGUAUUCCUUUAAGUGUUCGAGUUAAUGAACUACCUGGAAGGGCAAGAUGCUGAGAUGUGGCUAUGGUAAAAUGCUUGAAAAUCGAGUUUGUGGAGAUGAACAAGCAUGCAGUGAACUGAAUGAAAUUAUAAGGAUAAAUAAGAAAGAGCUCAAGAUUCCAAGCACAGUUUUGUGACAGUGAGACAAUCUCCAUUCCAAAAUGCUUGCAAACCAUUCUGUCUCUUCUCAGUGACUGGUUUUCACAUUCAGAGCUAGUGGAUUUUGCAGAGAAAAUAAGAUUUGGGUUACUUGUAUAUACAGUGACAACUGACACCCAAUAUCCUCCACUUAGAAUUUGACCCUGACCAAAAUUAAAAUAUUUUCUCUGGGUAUUUAUUCUCAUUUCACAAUUGAAGGGUUGUAGGACGAAGUGAAGUUUAUAACCAUUCAGUUGCAUCACAGCAAGUGGCUAAAUCAGGAAAUGAAUCCACGUUGUCUGACUUCAAAGAGAAAUCUCUUAAUCAUGGUGAUACGCUAACAAGGCCAAUUAUUUCUAUCCUUCAGCUACUCAACAUCCGUAGUUAAUUUUGUAUCUGUUACCUUUUUUCUUAAAUUCUGAAAGUUUCAUCCAUUUAAAAAUUUUCUUUAAUUCAGAUGGAGUUCAUCAAUUCUUAUCAGUUAAUCUGUUACCAUUUUUAAAUGACUUAACUUCAUAUAUAAUAUAAUUGUGCUUAUGGUAGCUUCCUAUUAUGGCCAUACAAACAUAUCUCUUCUUAUUGCACUUUGCUUUAUUGUGUUUCACAGAUAGGGUGUUUUUUAACAAAUUGAAGGUUUAUGGCAACCAUGCCUAGAGUAAGUGUUUGGCACCAUUUUUCUGACUGGAUUUAGUCACGUCUUGUCUCUGUCCCGUCUCUGUCCCAUUUUGAUGAUUCUUGCAAUACUUCAAACAUUUUCUUUAUAUUUAUUAUGUUCUCUAUCAUCAGUGAUCUUGAGGUCACUAAGUUUUUUGUUUACUCAUUUACCACACCACUCCGUGAAUGGGAAACUCCUGCUGCCCUGCUGCCAAAGGAGAAGCCUGUGAAUGGGUUUUAUUCGAUCGUUUUCUUGUGGCACAGGUUGUUAAACACAGUACUUCAUGAAGCAGUUGACAGGGCUGAGGUGCAGGGAGGAAUAGGACUUGGGGCAGGUUGUUCGAGGUGUAUUUCUAGGGGAGCUGCCCCACGGAAUAUUCCAUGAUGAUGCCCCACAGACAAAGCACCAAGUGCGGGUGCAGGCAGUGAGCAUGGGCCAUUGCCUGAGGCAUGUACCUUCAUUAGGUUCCAUGCAUGAAGUGUUUUGGGUUCUUGGGUUCAGGCUGCAUUUGUCAGUUCAAACUAAAAAGGACAGGAAUUGGUAAGCUUCCUUGCUGGAAGAGUGUCUCAUCCAAAGAAUCAGGGGUGAGCCCUGGGUGACGGGAAAAUGGUUAUCACAAGGGCAGCUGUGCGAGUCAUAUCAGGAACUUCAACUUACUGUGAAAAUAAAAAACAAAAAAGACUCUGAGCUCACAAUGCAGGGGCCCCGGGUUCGAUCCCUGCUCAGGGAAUGAGAUCCAGCAUAGCUGUCCCAGUUAAGAUUUCCAGUGCUACAACAAAGGAGCCCACCUGCUGAAACUAAAGACCAAAUCAAUCAAUAAAUAAACAUUAAAAAAAAAAGUAAAUAGCUAAAAUAUGUUACAAUUGUAAAAUAAAAGCAAAGGUUCUAAUUACAUUAUUUUUAGUUAUAUUUUACUUGUAUAAUAUGCCAUAAAUGUUUUUGUCAAGAUAUUUGAUGGAAAUUAUUAAGUGUAGAAUAGGAUAAGUAUUUUAAAUAAUAACGCCUCAUCAAAUGAAUACAAAGUUUCUCUUGUUUGCUUUCUCUUUUUAUUGUGUCUGUGAAAUGACAUGCUAACUAAACUUACAGUUCUAAUCAUUUCACAAGAUAUGUAAGUCAGAGAACUCUGUAAUACGCCUUUACUAUAUCUCAACUAUUUCUCUGUUAAAAUCUGGGGGAAAUGUGGUAUUAAAAGGCAAAAAGCAAAACCAACAAAUAAUUUGCCUAAAAAAAUAAAAGAAUACUACACUGUAUUGCUCUUUUUAUAGCCAUGGUUAGUGCCCGAAAGUAUCACAUGCCUUAGUCCACCAGUCUCAGACCCCAGGUCUAGUCCCUCAUUGUCUGGAAAUGAGCAGUGUUGAGUUUGGCCUCCUGAUUGAAUAGUGGAUAGAAACAGAAUGUCUUUUCUGUAGAGUUUGAGUAUGAAAAAGCCCAUUCUGCACAAAUAGACUUCUGUAAUUAUAUCAUUUUAGUUUGUAUUAAAAGAGAAGCACACCUCUUCUUUCC